UCUCCUUCGGUCCUUCUCUUCUAUUUUCUCCCUCUUCUCCUCCUCUUCUAUUUGUCUGCUGAAGAAUAACUGAAUUAACUCAACAUAAACAAGGAAAAACGAGCAUUAAUGCAAGGAUUUGGUAUAGGUUAAUUUCGGAGUAACUACAAGAUGGAUCCAAUAGAGAUGAGAGAAGCAUACAUAGAUGAGGAUAUACAACAUACAAAAAAUAAAAAGGGGAAAAAGGCAUAUGGGAAGCAGGCCAAGCAGCAUAUGGGAGUGAAUAAUGACAACAUUGAGGAGAGUGGUGUUGAUCCACAAGGAGAUCAAGAGAAUAAUGAUGGUCCACAAGGAGGUGAGGAUAAUGAUGAUGUGAAUGAGGAGUAUCACUAUGACUCUAAGGAUUCAGUACAUUGGGAUCAAAUAUUAGAUGAGGAGUUGGCAUAUGAUGAUGAUGAAUUGAUUGCAUUUAGGGGAGAGUUACUUGAAAGGAGAAGGUCUCAGUUGGCAUCCAAAUGGCCUAAUAACAAUGAUACUAGGGGCCACAACGUCAGUGAUACUAUCCCUACUGAAUCUUUAUGUAAUGAACAAGAGAAUGAGGAUAAGAGGUCAAAUGAACCUCAAGCUAGGCAAAGUGGUCAAGUGGCCAAGUUAUUGGACAACCUUUGAAGGAGGUUACGAGUCUGAUCAGAGAGACUCCGACAACGAAGAUCCAUUUUCAUCUGGAGAAGAUUUUGACAGUGGCAUACGUACACAGAAAAGAAGGAAGAAGUUGGUAUACCAUAUAUUCAAUGAGAAGACCGACAUGAUCAAAGUUGAGUUGGUUGUAGGACUCAGAUUCACUUCAAGAGAUGUGUUUAAGGAGGCUGUUCUUGCUUAUUCCAUUCAACAACACAAGGACUUGGUUCAUAUGAAAAAUGACAAGAGGUUUAUCAGUAUUGGAUGUGCGAACUGUAGGUGGGAACUUACAUCUGGUCCUGAUCUUGAAGACCCUACAGGCUGGCAAAUAAAGUCCAUGCAGCCUGUUCAUGAGUGGUGCACAAGAACUUUUGAAAAUAGGCUAAUCACCGAGAAUUGGUUAGUGAAAGAAUAUUUAGAUAGGAUAUUAAGAAACUCUUUGAUAAAAGAAAUUGAGAUUAAGGCUGACAUGAGAGCUAGAUAUGACAUUGUUGUAGGAAUAAGACAAUGUCAAAGGGCUAAGUUAAAGGCUCUUAAUGCUGUCCAAAAUUUAAUGAAGAAACAAUAUGGAAUUCUGAAGCCAUACCUUAAAGAUCUUGUGAAAUCCAACCCUGGAACCACAUGCGUCUUGAAGACUUUUGAAGGUGAAGCUAAUCAACCAAAACAGUUUCUCAGAUUUUAUGUUUGUUUUGCUGCUUUGAAGAAGAGUUUCAUAGAGAAUUGCAGACCCAUAAUAGGGCUUGAUGGAUGUUUCUUGAAGCAUGCUUGUGGUGGCCAAUUAUUAUCUGCAGUUGGGAGGGACGCAAAUAAUCAUAUGUUUCCGAUUGGAUGGGCUGUAGUUGAGAGAGAAACCACUAGCAGUUGGGAUUGGUUCUUGAAAUUUAUUUCAGAAGACCUUAAAAUGGAAGAUGGUGAGGGUUGGACAGUGGUGUCUGCCCAACAAAAGGGGCUUGUGAACUCAAUCGAAAGCAUCUAGCCAAAAGUAGAACAUAGGCAAUGUGCCAGACACAUAUACACCAAUUGGAGGAAAAAGCACAAGGGAGGAAUGAUACAAAAACAAUUUUGGAAAUGUGUUAAAGCCACUAGUUCUGGUCAAUAUGAGAAGUAUUUGGCUGAAUUGAAAAAAAUGUCGGAAGAUGCCAAAGUGGAUUUUGAGAAGAGGAACUCUUAACACGUUUUGCAAAUCCAAAUUUAAAACUCACUCAUGUUGUGACGUGGUUGACAACAACAUGGCAUGAACUUUUAACAGUUUUAUUCUUCUAGCUAGGUACAAACCUAUAGUAACUAUGCUGGAAGACAUAAGGCUUGCCCUGAUGGAUAGAAUGAGAAGUAAAAAGAACAUGGUAAAAUCCUUUGUUGCUGGGAUUGCACCUAGGAUAAGUCAAAAACUACAAGAGUCAUAUGAAGAAGAAAAUAAGUGUGAAUGAUGAAGAUUCUCAAACUGGGUUUGAAGUUAUACAUUAUGGAGUUGGACAUGCCGUGGACCUUGAUAAGAGGACUUUUAGUUGCAGAGCUUGGGAUUUAACUGGUAUACCAUGUGCUCAUGCAAUGAGUGCUAUUUUGUAUAUGCGGCAUCAACCUGAAGACUACAUCGCAAAAUGGUACAAAGAUGAAACCUAUGAAAAAACAUAUCAGGAGUUGCUGCAACCGGUUCCAGGUAGUACAUUUUGGGAUCAGGAAGGAGAGGGGUUGGUCUUACCUCCUAACAUUAUCAACAAAGGUGCUGGAAAAAGGAAAACCAAUAGAAGAAAAGAUGUUGAUGAGCCUAGUAAAGGGAAGGUUAAAUAUACUAGGAAAGGGUUCCUACUCAAAGCAAGACUUGGACAAGAGGUAGGAGAAAAGGAAAUCAGAACAGAGUAGGGAGAAGCAUACCAGAUCUUGUGAAAGAUAAUGUGCCAACCCCGUCGCAAUACGUACAACAAAUCAGAAACGAAGAGGGAAGAGCACAAAUAUCAUCCAUUUGUGUCGGUGGGUCUGCAUCGAUGUCAACACCUUGGUUGGAAGCAACAUCAACUAGGGGAAGUGGAAAAGGGAAGAAACAAGGAAAGGGGGGAAGAGCAACACCGGUGGGGGUUGGAAUAUUCAAUAUUGUAUGGAGAUAACGGCCAGGUUUCCUUCAGUGGCUCCACAUAUGCACCUCCAGUAAUCCUUAGUCAAAGCCAUAUUCCAUCUCAGCCCAAAUUAUCUCAGUAGUUGCAUUGAGCUCAACAAACAGUUGACUUAUAUCAAUUUGAAAUUUAGAGCAAUGUGUAGUGGGUGAAUACUUAAUGAAUGUGGUCAUUUUUUGGUUCUGCCAUAUAGCAGGUGGUUAUUUUGUUCUUGUAUGACUAUUAAACUCGUUGGCUGUGAUAAUUUUUUUUGGAGAAAAGUGUAAAGAUUCUCACUUUAUAUUAAACAUUAACAAUGACGUGGUCUAUUUUUUUUAGAAA
Messenger RNA from Spinacia oleracea (spinach), 3086 nucleotides. RefSeq lists its product as uncharacterized. The record is from RefSeq and is a predicted model, not a curated record. NCBI's taxonomy places the organism in Eukaryota, Viridiplantae, Streptophyta, Magnoliopsida, Caryophyllales, Amaranthaceae. The transcript has 3 exons. Bases 509 to 1633 code for a protein of 374 amino acids.